GAAGUCAGACAAGUUGAGCCUGUGACCACAAAAGGCGAUUAUUUCUGCAAGGUUUGUAACAGCCACAUGAACUCCGAAAAUAUGUGGAUCUCGCAUGUUAAUGGAAAGCGUCAUCUGAAGAAUGUAAACAAAGCACCUGGAGAAGCUCCAAGUAAAGUAAAAUUUGUUAAAUCCAAUGCUCCUGCCCGACUUCUUGAUGUAAUUGCAGAUUGGGAAUCGUAUGAAGAAAAUAGAACUGAAAUCAUUUGUGGAUUAGACUAUAUUUGUGAAAGGCAUCUGGAGAAUGGACAUGAGUUAUACAACUGUUACUUGUGUCAUUCCAAUUGCACCCCACGAGAGAUAAUAGAUCAUCUUAUAUCACUGAAACACAUGAGAAAAUAUAUUGAGAAAGAAGACCCUGCAGCUGCUGAAAAUCUCACUAAAUUGACGACAAACAUGUCAAACUAUGGCAUAAAGUCGCUACAUUUAGAGGCAUGUGUAAAUUUGGUAAAAGAAAGAGGGGUAGGCAAGAUUGAAGUUUUAGUACCAAAGUGAAUGGACAAAUUUCCAAGCCUUCCAAAUAGUCUCAAGUGCUGACCGUUUGAAAAAUGGACUUAUAACUAUUUUUAUGCCGAAGACAUGGCUCAAGAUGUUAUCAGGUACGGAUCCAGAAGGGUGGUCAUGACCCCCUCCUAAAGCUAUAUUUUGGGGUAAUUAUGUUUCAAAAAAUCACAACAGACCCCUUAUUCUAAGCACAAAACUGCACUUUGAUCCCUCCUUUUUUGACCCCUUUCGGAACCAGAAGCUGGAUCCCCCUGAUUGUUCUUGUAUAUUUAUGUUUCUGAAGUAUUGUAUAUUGUACCAAAGCAUUGG
This is a messenger RNA of Uloborus diversus, 852 nucleotides long. RefSeq lists its product as uncharacterized. Bases 67 to 534 code for a protein of 155 amino acids. The record is from RefSeq and is a predicted model, not a curated record. The transcript has 8 exons. NCBI's taxonomy places the organism in Eukaryota, Metazoa, Arthropoda, Arachnida, Araneae, Uloboridae.